AUGUCGGAGUUGCUGGCCCCUAAUGAUGCGAGUAGAGUGAGAUCCUAUAUGGGAGGUCCUCCUCGAGCACUUGAUUGGAUACCUCCAUCAGCCGUCCUCAGUGAGCAGGCGGGAGGUGAUGUUGGAGUAAGACAACAUAUGGGGCUGAGUCUGGAAGGAAAUGUCCAGAAGCGGCACGGUGAGCCAACCUCUGGUCUACCGCCAACCCCACGAAGGCGCACUAUACAGGUCCGUCCGAAAGUCAUUGCUAACUUCACCCACAUAGUCGGUUCGAGGCCACGGAGGGUCCUGGUAGAGAGAAUUCGUCAGGAGCAUUUAGCUGAGGACUUGGUUGGAAUACUGAGAUCUAAGUAUGGCGUGUCCUUUGAGAAGGGCAGUGAUGUGGAUAGAGGCUCUUGGCUGUCUCUGGAGUACUUUGAUAAUACUGAGUACGAUGAGCGAGCUCCUGAGGAAUGGAUAGCUCUGGGCUAUAUAGAGGCUCAGCGACAGAAGGAACACUUUGGUGCAAAGGGAGAGGACGUGAGUGACUUGCCGGACUUCCUUGCUUUGGAGGCGCUUGGGCUUUGUGAUGAGGGUAGUUGGAAGCAGUGUUAUGUCGUUACUUACGAUUCGAUGAAGGAGCGGUUUGGAGUGACCUUUGUUGAGGGCGAUGAGGAGGUUAUUUGGCUGAGUAAGUUGCGGGUGAUGUUCGUAGGAGCAGAGAGCCCAGCUAGGCAUGCGAGGCGGGUAGCUGAUGCGGUGGCCUUGAGGAGGGCGACGGAGGCUAAGGUAAGGUAUACUACGUGCUUGGACUGUAUGCCUAAGAGUGGGGAAGGGAGGAUGGGGGGCAACCAGGUGCUGAGAAUAAUGCGAAGGGUGACUGGGAAAAAGAGGCGGAGCGGAGGUGAUCAGGAGAGAUUGGAGAUGAUACUGGACGAUGUGAAUGCUGAGCUGACUAAGGCUGUGAAUAGGAUGACGAUGUUGUGGGUGUUCGCCAAGGCAAGAGAGCGGCAGACUAUAGAUGAGGCCAGAGGGGAUAUGUCUAUUGUCGCUUUGAAGUACCUUACUGAUGAUGUUGAUAUAUCUGGGUCGUUGAGGAGGACCACUAGGAGGACUAGGCCAACAGGUUUUGGUCUACCUUGGGGCCGUCCAGUGCCAGGGUCGGCCUUGGUCCUCAUGCCUGGGGUGGAAAAAGGGUUUGUUAAGAAUGUACUGAGUAAGCUUACCUUUGAUACAUUGUUCACCGAGAGGGCUGUGAUACGCACAGUAGUGGGAGUGCGGGCUCUCUGUAUUGAUUUGUUGAAGUCCCAUCCUACUGUACAGCUACUGCCUGUCAACUUGCCCUAUAAACCAUGCAGUUUGGAGGCCUUUAAGGAGUGGCAGAAAGCGGCUAUUGAAAAGACAGCAGCAAAGGUCGUGGACUGUUUCACUGGGAAGGUUGUGAAAAUGAUACGUGGGAAUUUGGAGAUUGUUGGUAAGGGAUGGUUCAAUAUCGACGAGACUAGCCUGGAGGUAUAUAAUUAUAGCAAGUUGAAGAAGUUCAUCGUAGUGAUGCGCCUGAUGUUGCAGGAUUGCCUCAGGGACUUGGCCAUCAACACAGCGGAACUAUAUGUGAAGUACAUCAAAAGGCAUGUGCCGAGAGAAGUGCGUAUAGAGAACCUGCAUACGGUGAUAAACGAGUGGAAAGAGGGAACGGUUCGAAGCGACGGGUCUGAUGCUCCUGGGGCGCUCUUCACCAUAGAGAUCAAACGUAUUGAGAAGAAGGGCGAAGAGUCUCGUCGGUCAAGUGCCGCCCAUGCGACUAAUAGACUACUGAGGAAACGGAGCAGUGGGGAGGUAUCAACUCGCGCAGCUUCUGCUGCUGGUGCUGCUAACGCACGGCGAGCAUCAUACACUCCGGAGUAUGAGUUCGCCUAUGCUACCAAUCCUGCGAUGUACGUCCAGGCUGUAGCUGGGGAGACACUACUCACUGCAUUGAGAGCUAUCAAUGACGUACCUCACAUAGAGAAGGCCACAGUGCCUCAGCUGUUCAAGUCGGUAGUGUACCGACAGAAGUUGGCUACACUGAGCUUGGAUGACGAUCUAGUAGUGAGGGCCAAGGAGGAGCUGGAGGAAGAGUUAGCGGGAAGUGUGUUGAAGGCACUACAGGAGUAUAUUGGGAUGCUUGCGCCCUACAAAGAGUUGUUGUUACUGGAACCUGCUAAGUUCAUUGAGAAAACGCUUGAUGAUGAGGAGACCCCGGCCACUACUGAGGAGGUGGAGGCGGAUAUUAUCAGUCGUAACAGACUGCAUGAUGAGGUCUUGGAGGAUAUCCCUGAUGUGGGGGUACAGAUAGGGUGGGUGGAGGUCAGAGUAGGGGAGAUUAGGAAAAUCUUGGCCGAUAAGCAUAGGCAGGUUGCCAAGCUGGAGAUAGAUCUGCUCAUGAGAAGGUAUAGAGCUAGUUGUGAGCAGAUCAUUUCGCAGUGCCAAAGCAUAUCUACGAUAUUGAGGAAAACGGCAGAGUCGAUCGAGCAUCUGGCAGAGUUGAAGGAAUACGCCGAAACCCAGUUGCCAAGUUUAAUGGUGAAGAUGAGUACUGAUAUUGAAGCCGCGUUGAGGAUCCACGAAGCCUUAGAGAAGUUCAACGUGAAGCUAACCCCGGAUGAUGUGAGGCAACGAUGGCGUAUUUUCCAAGUGCCGAAGGAUAUUGAUACGGAGCUCGAACAAGCUAGGGAGAAUUGGGCUCUUACUGAGAAGGGGUUCUCUAAGGAUAUGGCAGAUGAGAUGGAGCUUUUCUUGGAGACUCUGGACGAUAUCGAAGGCACCAUUCUCACCUUCUAUCGGUUCAAUGACCUCAGCAAGUGUCAUGAAAUAUACGCUAACGCUCAGUCUGUUAACGAGCGGCUGAGGGACGCAAGUACGGCAGCGAAGCAGUUCAAUGCGAGGGAGGUGCUACUGGGGGUUGAGGAGGUUACUGAUUACAGCAGGGUCGGGACUUUGGCCAAGGAAUGGGAGCCUUAUAAUAACUUUUGGAAAAUUGCUCAUGAUUGGGUACUCGAUGAGCCCAAGUGGCGCCAUGGUCGCUUUGAUAGUAUUGAUGCUGGAGAUAUGGACAACAAAGUGGGGUCGGGAGGAAAGCAGUUGCAUAAGAUCCUCCGACAGCUGAGCUCUACUCCGGAGAACGCUACGUUGAUUGAGGUGGCAGGCGAGGUGAAGAAGCAGUUGGAAGAUUUCGAACCGUACGUCCCUAUAGUGAUGGCCUUGAGGAACCCCGGCAUGAGGGAGAGGCAUUGGGAGGCUGUAGGGCAGUUGUUGGCCCGGGAGGACGAGGAGCCGGUUAAGGUUGGUCCGAGCUAUGCUGAUGAUAAUAUGGAUGGGAGCACGAACUUCAAUCUGGAGGCACUAUUGGGCAUGGGCAUCCUCAAAGUGACGGAUAAGGUAGCGGAGGUUGGCGAGAGAAGUGCUAAGGAGUUCAGUAUUGAGAAACAGCUGAGAGGCAUGCAGGAGGCUUGGCAAACGGUCGAGUUCGACUGUAGAGAGACUUAUCGUAAUACUGGUACUUACAUAUUGAAGGGCUCUGAGGAAGCGUCGAUGCUACUGGAUGAGCAUAUAGUGCUCACUCAAGCAAUGCAGUUCUCCAUAUUCAACAAGCCCUUCAAGGAGGAGAUCGAUGCCUGGGCUACUAAACUACUCUAUGUGUCGGAGUGCUUGGAAGCGUGGUUGAAGGUCCAACGCGCAUGGAUGUACCUCCAACCCAUCUUUGAUUCGCCCGAUCUCAUGGUGCAGCUGCCUAGCGAGGGUAAGAAGUUCAAGUCGGUGGACCACGUGUGGCGACAAGUGAUGGGUCGGGUGGCGAAGGACUGCAAGGUUAUCAAUGCUUGCUCACAAGAGGGGCUUCUUGAGAAGUGGACCCAAGCUAUCGAGGACUUGGAGUGGGUCCAGAAGGGCCUAGAAGACUAUCUUGAAGUCAAGAGAGCUGCUUUUGCGAGAUUCUAUUUCCUAUCUAAUGACGAGCUGUUGGAAAUUCUCUCCCAGACUAAGGAUCCUACUAGAGUCCAACCUUUCCUCUGUAAAGUAUUCGAGAACAUGGCCAGUCUGGCAUUCAAUGAGGACCUCACUGUAUCUAGUAUGAGCAGUCUAGAGGGGGAGAACGUAACGUUCGUAGAGUUACUCUCGACGGCUGGUUGCAACGUUGAACACUGGAUGACGGAGGUCGAGAAAGCCAUGAGAGAGGCAGUGAGAGCAGCGCUAUAUAACGCUGUGUUGACGUAUGUAGACGUGCCUCGCACAGAGUGGUGUGUGAGCCAUCCAGCACAGACCAUCCUCAAUGCCAGCCAGAUACACUGGACGUCGGAGGUAGAGGUCCAUAUAAAGGAGGGGACUGUUGGCCUAUAUGCUGAGCAGCUCCAUCAGCAGCUCAUGGAUCUGGUGGCCCUCAUUCGGGGCGGUCUGACCAAACUACAGCGGACAACGGUGGGGGCCUUGGUGGUUAUAGACGUCCAUGCUAAGGAUGUUGUGGAGAAGCUCAAUGAAGAGGCUAUCACUUCUACCUCGGCAUUUGAGUGGAUCUCACAGUUGAGAUACUAUUGGAAUAAAGACGAUACUGGUAGAGAGAACUGUUGGGUUAUGAUGGUCCAGACGGACUUCCCCUAUGGGUACGAGUAUCUUGGCAACACCUUCCGACUUGUAAUAACCCCACUCACUGACAUGUGCUAUAUGACUCUAAUGGGAGCCCAAAGCCUCAAUCUAGGAGGGGCGCCUGCUGGCCCUGCUGGUACGGGAAAGACCGAGACCACCAAGGAUCUUGCUAAGGCUCUGGCCAAGCAGUGUGUUGUAUUCAACUGCUCUCCUGAGAUGGACUACAUUAUGGUUGGCAAGUUCUUCAAGGGUCUUGCCUGUUCUGGAGCAUGGUGUUGUUUCGAUGAGUUCAAUCGUAUCUACAUAGAAGUGCUCUCCGUGAUAGCCCAGCAGCUGUUGGUCCUAUUUGGUGCUAAGGCCGAGCUGAGCAGCUACUCUGAAUCAAAGGAGUUGGAAUUUGAGGGUUCUACUAUCAAUAUGAGGCCGACCUUCAACGUAUUCAUCACCAUGAACCCUGGGUAUGCUGGUCGAACUGAGCUACCUGACAACCUACAGGCACUCUUCCGACCAAUGGCUAUGAUGGUCCCUGACUACGCCCUCAUCGGUGAGAUCAUGUUCUAUGCCUAUGGCUUUGCAUCGGGUAGAGCGUUGGCGCAGAAGAUGGUCAGCACGUUCAAGUUGAGCAGUGAGCAGUUGUCUAGUCAAGAUCAUUAUGACUACGGUAUGCGAGCUGUGAAGUCGACCAUAGAAGCAGCUGGUCUGCUCAAGAGGCUACACCCUGAUCAAGAUGAGAAUCAGAUCUUACUCAGAGCCCUUAAUGAUGUCAAUGUGCCCAAGUUCCUCAAGGAUGACCUACCACUCUUCGCCAACAUCAUCACUGACCUUUUCCCUGAUACUGAGCCUCCUGUAGUGGAGUAUGGCGAGCUGAAGCCAGCCCUGGUCUCUGCCUUGGACAAGGCGCGCAUGCAGUCUACCGACUAUGUUAUGCUCAAGUGCAUACAGCUCUACGACACACUACAGGUGCGACAUGGUAUGAUGCUCGUGGGCCCUACUGGUGGUGGCAAGACCAACACCUACAAGGCGUUGCAGGCCGCCAUGACUUCCCUGGCUAAAGAGCAUGAACCUGAGUCCAGCUUUCAGAAGGUGCACACACAUAUCAUAAAUCCAAAGGCCAUAACGCAAGCCCAGCUCUACGGCGCCUUUGAUGAGAUAACGCACGAGUGGAGUGACGGCAUUGCUGCUGAAGAGUUGAGGGUGGCUGUGAGGGACACCACUCCUAACAAGCACUGGAUAAUCUUCGAUGGUCCGGUGGAUGCCCUUUGGGUUGAAAGCAUGAAUACAGUACUUGAUGACAACAAGAAGCUUUGUUUGGUAUCGGGGGAGAUCAUCACUCUCACCGCCCAGAUACGAAUGAUGUUCGAAGUGUCCGACCUGGCAGUAGCAUCACCAGCUACAGUGUCGAGGUGCGGUAUGGUGUAUGUCGAGCCUGAGUCCCUAGGUAUGAACCCUCUCAUAGACUCAUGGCUCUCUGGCCUUCCUCUAUCCUUUGCUCAUUAUGCCCCAACGUACAGGGAAAGGCUCCGAACUUACUGCUAUGACUACAUCUACAACACUGUCAUGUUCGUCAAGAAGCGGCUUCAUGAAAUAGUCUUUGUGAUGGAGAAUGCCCUAUGUGCGAGCUGCCUCAGACUACUCAGUUGUGAGUUCGACCGUCUGCGGCCAACGGAUUACGUCAAACUAGAGAGCCUACAGGAGCCAGUGAAGGAGCUCGAACAGGCUCUAGGGUCGGUAUUCAUAUUCGCCAUCCUGUGGUCGGUCGGAGCUGCAGUUGAUGGGCCUGGUCGAGAGCGCUUGAGCAAGUUUCUUUGGGCUACUGUGUCGGACACAGCGGCUAGCGAACUAGAUGAGCAGGACCGGGGAGGAGAUGGUGCGGGCUUCCAUCUUCCUCCCAGACAUGUUGACGAUAUCCACUUGAAUGGUGUAGAGGAGGGAGACAACCUCUUUGGCUACUGCUUCUUGGUUAGCGAGAACCGCUGGGUCCCCUGGCUUGAGACCAUACCACCCUUUGUGGUUCCUAAUAAUACUAAGUAUGAGGAUAUAGUGGUACCUACUACUGAUAGUGUGAGGUCAACUCACUUGUUGAAGACGCUAUCUGAGCAUCAUCAUCAUACGCUUGCCUGUGGUCCUACUGGGACGGGCAAGUCGGUGAAUACCGCACAGUACCUCCUCAAGGGCGCGCCGGAAACCUUCCAGCCGGUGUUCGUUAACUUCUCGGCACAGACUCAUGUGAACCAGUUCCAGGAUUUGAUCGAUUCAAAGCUAGAGAAGAGGCGUCGAGGGGUGUUCGGCCCUCCAGCAGGGACGAAGAUGAUCCUUUUUGUGGAUGACCUCAACAUGCCUCAGAAGGAAUUCUAUGGUGCCCAGCCGCCCAUAGAGUUGCUCAGGAUGUGGCUUGACCACGGCGGGUGGUAUAACCGUAAGGAACUCCUUUUCAAUAAGGUCGUCGACAUGGUCCUUGUGGGUUCUAUGGGCUGUCCAGGAGGCGGCAGGACCUUCAUCACAGAGAGGCUCAAGAGACACUAUCAUCUCAUAGGGUACACCGAGCUGAAGGAACAGUCGAUCAGUGGUAUCUUCAACACGAUUGCCAACUACUUUUUCAAGGCUUUCGAUGAAGAAGUUCAAACACUCGUGCCAAAGAUGGUUGAUGGAAUCAUAGACGUUUUCCAGAAGAUAGGAGAGACGUUGCUGCCAACACCGGCUAAGAGUCAUUACACAUUCAACUUGAGGGACAUCUGGAAGGUCUUCCUAGGCGUAUGCGGUUUAUCCAGACAGAAAGGGAACAACCCAAUGAUGGCCAUCCGCUGCUGGGUUCAUGAGAUAAAUAGAGUUUUCGGCGAUAGGCUUGUCGAUGAUAAGGAUCGUGCAUGGCUCGAGGAACAGGAAAGGGAGAAGGUAGGGUACUUCGACGUGGAUCCGGAUGAGGUCUUGAAGGCCGACAGGCUAGUCUUUGGCCGGUUCAUGGACGUCGGAGCGGAGGUGCAACACUAUGUUGAAAUAUCGGAUAUGGAAAGGAUGAAACAGGUCAUAGAGGCAUAUUUGGAUGAGUAUAACAGCACAGCAGUCCAUAGGAUGCCUCUGGUGAUGUUUCUGGAUGCAUGUGAGCACGUAUCUAGGAUAAGCAGAAUCCUCGAUCAACCUCGAGCUAAUGCCCUCUUAUUGGGUGUUGGUGGGUCCGGUAGGCAGUCGUUAACACGCUUAUCGAGCUUCAUCUGUGACUAUGAAUGCUAUCAAAUAGAAUUGGCCAAAGGGUAUGGUAUGAAUGAAUUCAAGGAGGAUGUUAAGACCUGUCUUAUGAAGUGUGGAGUAGAAGACAAAGUUCAAGUAUUCCUAUUCUGUGAUACCCAGAUCGUUUCUGAGGAAAUGGUAGAGGCCAUCAACAACGUGCUCAAUAGUGGAGAUGUUCCUAACCUGUAUAAAGUAGAGGACCUCGACACUAUCGCGUCGGGGUGUCGAACAGUAUGUCAACAACAAGGACUACAGCCAACGAAAGCGAACAUCUUUGCAACCUAUCUCUCGAGAGUCCAGAAGAACGUCCACGUGGUAUUGGCCUUCUCGCCUGUUGGAGAUGCCUUUAGAACGAGGCUGAGGAUGUUCCCAUCAUUGGCCAAUUGCUGCACUAUUGACUGGUUCGCUGAAUGGCCCGCUGAGGCACUUUACUCAGUGGCUGAACAGGAGAUCCUUGGUGGCAGUGUACAACUACCCAAUAUGGAAGGGAUACUCAACGGCUUCAAAUUCGUUCAUCAGAGUGUUGAAAACGAGGCGAAGAAGUUCUUCGAGGUGCUCAAGAGGAAGGUGUAUGUCACACCCACGAGUUUCCUAGAGCUUCUCAACUCCUUCAAGAGUAUACUAGCUGAGAAAAGGAAGGAUGUCGGCCUCCUACAGCACAGAUACCAGGUUGGCCUCGAUAAGAUAUCUCGAGCCGAAGACCAGGUAGCCGAGCUACAACAAGACCUGGUGGCUAUGAAGCCUGUGUUGGAACAGACGUCGAAGGAGGUGGCCGAGAUGAUGGUGGUUAUUGAUGAUGAUAAGAAGGAUGCAGCGGUGACACAGGAGGCUGUGGCUAAGGAGGAGAGUGAGGCCUUUACUAAGAAGGAGAUAACUCAAGCCAUUAAAGACGAUGCCCAAAGGGAUCUUGAUGAGGCCAUUCCGGCUCUGGAGGAGGCUGUCAGGUGUCUGUCGAAGUUAAAGGCUGAACAUGUUCGUGAGGUUAAGGCGAUGACGAAUCCUCCAUCAGGGGUGAAGCUGACAAUGGAGGCAGUGUGUAUUAUGUUCUCGAUCAAGCCUGUGAGGAAGAACGAUCCCAACAAGCUAGGAGCCAAGAUGGAUGACUAUUGGGAGAGUGCCCAAAAAGAGCUCUUGCAGGACCCGAAGAAGCUACUGGAGUCGCUGAUGCAUUACGACAAAGAGAACAUAGCUGAUUCGGUGAUAGAUAAGAUAACGCCUUAUAUUGAGAGAGAGGACUUUGACCCACAAGCCAUCAAGAAGGCUAGUGUGGCUUGUGAGGCCAUCUGUAUGUGGGUUAGAGCGAUGUUCAAGUACGACACUGUGUCGAAAGCAGUAGAGCCGAAACGUGUAAAACUGCGAGAAGCGGAGGAAGAGCUGAAGGAUACCAUGAUGAGGUUGGACGAGGCUCAGGAGAAGCUGGCUCAGGUCAACGCUAGAAUAGCUAAGUUAGAGGCUGAUUACAGUGCUGCGGUGGAGAAGCAAGAACAACUUCAGAGUGAUAGCAACAUGUGCGAGGUGAAGCUUGAGAGAGCGCACAAGCUCAUCGGUGGUCUUGGGGGAGAGAAAUCGCGAUGGAGGGAGAACGUGAAAAAUCUAUCCCGUUUACUAGACCUAUUACCAGGCGAUUGUUUGGUCGCCGCUAGUGGAGUCAGCUAUCUAGGGCCCUUCACCAACGAGUACCGACUUGUGUGUGAGGCGGCCUGGCGAACUGAGAUGUCGGCCCUGGAGAUUGAGUACACCGAGAAUUGCUCCCUACGGUCGGCUCUGGGGGAGCCUGUGAAGAUAGAGCAAUGGGUGGUCUGUGGCUUGCCCAAGGACUCCCUAUCGAUCGGCAAUGGCAUCAUCCUAGAUAAGGCUCGUAGGUGGCCUCUAAUGAUAGAUCCUCAGCGGCAGGCUAAUAAGUUUGUGAAGACGUUGGGGAAUAGCAGUAUUGAAAGUGGUAUGGACAUAUGCAAACUCUCUGACACUAAUUUGCUGAGGACUAUGGAACUGGCUAUCCAAUUCGGUAAAUGGGUCGUAUUGGAGAAUAUAGGCGAGGAACUGGAUCCAGCCUUGGAGCCUAUACUAUUGCAGCAAAAGAGUAAGGAUGCUUCGGGUUACAGCAUAAGGCUUGGUGACAAGAACGUCCCUUAUAACGAGACUUUCCGAUUCUUCAUGACCACAACUUUACCGAAUCCUCACUAUUCUCCUGAGACUAGUGUGAAGGUCACCUUGUUGAACUUUGCUAUCACACCUGAGGGGUUGGAGGACCAAAUGCUGGGGAUAGUUGUGUCGAAGGAAAGACCGGAGUUGGAGGCACAGAAGUCACAAUUGGUCUCUCAGAAUGCUAAGAUGAGCGCACAGCUGAAGGCUAUUGAGGAUGAGAUACUCAGACUGUUGGCGACUAGUGAAGGGGAUGUCCUCGAGGACGAUACCCUCAUCAAUGCAAUUGCCCAGUCCAAGGCCACUGCUAUGGAGAUACAGGAAAAGCAGGCGGAGGCAGCGGUGACUGAGAAGAACAUCGAUGAGGCUAGAGAAAGCUAUAGGUGUGUAGCUUACCGAAGUAGCCUUAUAUUCUUCUGUAUUGUAAGCCUCACUAGUAUUGAUCCUAUGUAUCAGUACUCAUUGAGGUGGUUCCAGCAGCUAUUUUCUUUGGGGAUAGAUCAGGCCCCGAAGCCGACCGAUGUCUCGGACUUGGAUGCGAGACUGGAUAGUCUUAUAGACUAUAACACUUAUAUCUUCUACCAGAAUGUAUGUCGAGGGCUCUUCGAGAAGGACAAGCUUAUGUUCUCCUUUGCUCUGUGUAUCAAGCUUAUGCAGGGCGAUGACCGUGUCCCUGCUAACGAGCUUAGAUUCCUCCUCACCGGACCGACAGAGGACUACGUCGAGACUGGCCCGCCCAUACCUGCCGAGUGGAUAUCAAAAGCCACAUGGAAUGAAGUGCUCGGUCUACAGUCCCAAGUGCCGGAGUGUGCUGGUCUUGCAGCUAGCAUCACCGAGAAGGUUGAUGAAUUCCGGAAGAUAUAUGAUACCACGGAUGCCCACAGUCUCAACCUGCCCGAGCCCUGGGAGGAGCUCCUCACACCUCUGCAGAAGCUGUGCCUCCUACGGACUCUACGACUGGAUGAGGUCAUCCCUGGAGUCGUUAGCUUCGUGGCUACAGAACUGGGCCAGAGGUUCGUCGAGCCGCCUACCUUCGAUAUCUCAAAGUCUUUUGCUGACUCUACUAAUAUGAACCCUCUUAUCUUCAUCUUGUCCAGUGGCAGCGACCCUACUAGUGAUGUGCUUGCCUUUGCUGAGUCGAUGAGCAUGUCGAAGAAAAUGGAGGCUAUCUCGCUAGGGCAGGGUCAAGGCCCUAAGGCGGCUAAGAUGAUAAAUCAUGCAGCGGCCAAUGGUGGUUGGGUUCUACUACAGAACUGUCACCUAGCAGCGAGCUGGAUGAGCACUCUCGAAAGAAUAUGUGAGCAGCUCACGCCUGACGUUACUGAUAGUAACUACAGACUGUGGUUAACGUCAAUGCCCUCGAAAGCCUUCCCUGUUAUGGUCCUCCAAAACGGCGUCAAAAUGACUAACGAGCCGCCGAAGGGUCUUAGGGCUAACUUGAUGCGGAGUUAUGCUCAAAUUAGUGACAACAUAUGGGAGGACAGUGCCAAGCCUGAGAUCUUCAGAAAGCUCCUUUUCGGGUUUUGUUUCUUCCAUGCAGUAGUGCAGGAUAGGCGUAAGUUCGGUCCUAUCGGCUGGAACAUCCCCUAUGGUUUCACUAACGAGGACUUGGCUGUGUGCCGACGUCAAUUGAUGGUCUUCAUUAACCAGUACGAUGAGGUGCCCUAUAAAGUCUUCAACUACCUGGGGGCCCAGAUCAACUAUGGUGGUAGAGUCACUGACGAUAAGGAUAAGCGUCUGAUCAAUUGUAUCAUCAAAACCUUCUGUUGUGAGGAGCUUGUCACGGAUUGUGCGCGGUAUAAGUUCUCGGAGUCUGGUGUAUACUAUUGUCCAGAAGAGGCGGUAUUCGUGAGUGAUUUCAUCAAGUACAUUCUCACUCUGCCACUCAACCCGGCGCCCGAGGCCUUUGGUAUGCAUGAGAAUUGCAACAUCACAUGUGCUCAGGCAGAAGCUGAAAAUCUCCUAGCUGGGAUGAUCGAGAUGGCCCCUUCGGGUGCCGGUGGAGGAGGAGGCAAGACGGUUGAGGAGAUGAUCGAUGAGACUGCGGCGCAGAUCCAAGAGAAGAUUCCUGAAAUUGUUGACUUUGAUUUAGUGGACGAAAGAUAUCCCACUAGAUACGAGGAGUCUUUGAACACCGUUCUGAAGCAGGAAGUACUGCGGUACAAUAGGUUGAUCGAAAUAAUGGUAUCAAGUUUGAAGGAGCUGAGGAAGGCCCUGAAGGGUCUUGUCGCUAUGAGCGCGGAGCUUGAGACGGCCAGUCAUCAGUUGUUUGCCAAUACGGUCCCGGAUAUCUGGGCCGAGUUAGGCUUCCUUUCUAUGAAGCCCUUGAGUAGCUGGAUCAACGAUCUUGUGGACAGGAUGGUCUUCAUAAACCAGUGGAUUGAGCACGGGACACCGAAGGCAUUUUGGAUGAGCGGCUUGUUCUUCCCACAAGCGUUCCUCACUGGAUGUCUACAGAACUACGCACGGAAGUUCACAUUAGAAAUUGACCGACUCCAGUUUGGAUUCACUUGUCUGGAUAUUUUCAAGCCCGAACAGGUCACCGAGGCCCCCGAAUAUGGAGCAUACGUCUUUGGGCUCUUCCUUGAGGGGUGCCGAUGGGAUUCCCAAGCGAGGUUAUUGAGUGAAAGCUUGCCUAAGGAACUUUACAACGAGCUCCCUAUGAUACAUUUCUUACCAGAAGUCGACCGGGAGAAGCCUGCUGAUGUGUACAUGUGUCCCACGUAUAAGGUCCUCUCUAGAAGGGGCACUCUCUCCACAACAGGACAUAGUACCAACUUCGUCCAGUACCUGGAGCUUCCCAGCGAUCGUCCCCAAGACGUGUGGAUUCGGGCGGGCGUUGCGGCCUUCCUUUCACUCAAGUUCUGA
Molecule: messenger RNA, 12831 nt
Organism: Perkinsus marinus ATCC 50983
Lineage: Eukaryota; Perkinsozoa; Perkinsida; Perkinsidae
Product: ciliary dynein heavy chain, putative
Exons: 39
Coding region: 1-12831 (4276 amino acids)
Biological process (GO): microtubule-based movement
Cellular component (GO): dynein complex
Molecular function (GO): ATP binding; dynein light intermediate chain binding; minus-end-directed microtubule motor activity
Source: RefSeq, a predicted model, not a curated record